AUGUCGUACACCACCCAAAGACAGUUCCUCAGCAUUGCGUUCCCGAACGAAGCCCCAACACUACCGAGUCGCAAACGUAGUGAUGGUGUGUUGAAAUCGUACAGCUCUUGCUACGACUACCGUGCCUGGUCGCGAGAUGGGCUGAAGCAGUCGCAGUUCAUCGGGGAUGUCGCCAAUCGUGCACUAUCGCAAGCUGCCAAAAUUCCACUCCACUUCUUCUCCGGGGCAGAACUAACGAAAGAGAUUCUAGUUCGUCUCGAUGCCGAUAAUCUAGCCGACUACAUCCUUAGCUUGAGGGAUGAGGUGAAAAAGAAGCACAGCUCGAUCGAAUCGCUAGAGCAGAUCAAACAAGAGCUGAUGGAAAAAACUGAAUCGCUCGAUAGAAAACUCAAUGCAUUGCAAGAAGAGAACCACCUGCUCGCUGCCGAAAUCGAACGGAUCGGUGCGUGUCACGAUCUGCAACGGGAAACGAAUCAGUUUGAUGAGCAGGAACUUGCCGAAAUUGGCCAGAUGAUCAUUGACCAACGGGACUACAAUGAAAAUCUUGAGCAGGAAAUGCAAAUCUUACGGGAUCAGCUUAAAGCACUGCAAGCUGCCGCAGAUUCUGCCGAUGCUAACAACCAAGGUGAUCGUGUGAACGUGGAGGCUGAAAAUAAUUUUCUCAAGUUUAAAGCAAAAGAUUAUGAUCGAUUAGAAAGCGAGCUAACUCUGUUUAAAGCCGAGCAUGAUAAGCUGACGCAGCAGAAGCGGGAACUGGCAGAAGAAGCCCAGCGCGCACAACAGUACCGAUUGAGGGCGGUGGAACUAAAACAGAACCUUAAAGACGAGCUACAUCGUAGAGAAUUGUGUGAGGAACAAAUUGAAAUGUUGGUGAACAUGUAUGAGAAGCAAUCGUUUGAGUUGAAUCAACUGAAGAGUCAAGUGCACACCUUGAAUCGAUCUUCCCAUGAUCGACUUUUCGAUGAAUCCACGGAUGAUCCGUACGGAUCUCAUUCAACCAUUUCUGAAACGAUCAUAGAAGGAAUCCCGCAUGAAGAGGUAGAUCUUGAGUUGGCAGAUGCUUGUCCAAACUGCGCCAGACAUUUACAACAAAUCGAAGAAUUUAAUAUACGUAUCAAUGAGCAAAAGCAACACCUUGAAGAGUUAGACCAAAGUACCAGUGUAACAAAAACAGUCGCCGGGGAAAGUGCAGUUCAACAGCAGGUGUUGGACCUUCGGCAGGAAUUAACAGAGUGUCAACGAGAACUAAUGGAUACAACUGAGAAGUAUGCCGCUCUACGUGAAACUUCCAUGGCUGAUUGUAAGGAGUUGGGACGACUGAAACAGCAACUAGACCAGCUAACCAGUGACUCACCGUCCGAUGUGGCCGUGGGACAGCUGGAGCUCCUGGCAGCAAAUGAGAAACUAAAUGCAAUACAGGAGGAAAAUGGAAAGCUUCGGGAAGACCUAAUCAAACACCAAGCUCUUCUCGCAGAACUUCAAUCAAAAGUGCGUUCCGUGCCUAGUAUUUCGAUUCCGGUUGAUUCUGGUGGAGGUGCAGAAUGUUGUAUAGAGAAGGUCAACAAAAUUACACAGCUGGAACAAAUCAUUUCCGGGCUGAAGGAUGCCUCCAAUGCGAUGCCAGUGAUCUCGAGUAGUGGGGAAGAAAAUGCAAAACUACUGGAAAAAAUAGCUACACUAGAAAAGGAGCUGCACGAAAGGGAACAGCAAAUAAAGACGUUACAGGAUGCCAUGGAUAAGGCUCCUCUCACUAUGCCUCUGCUGCAGCAGGAAGUUGGUGACGAUAGUGCUAAGUUGGAUUCGUUGUUAUCCCAGCUGGCCGAAAAGAACGCAUUGAUUGAGCAGCUGCAGAACACUCAGGCGACGGAUGAAGCAACGGUUUCGAUGGCUUUCGAUGAUGUUCGUGCAUGCCAGGAUGAGCUUGCUGAACUACGGAAACGUCUGGCCGUGUAUGAGGAAGAUGCAAUAGGCAUCCUGGAGAUUAAUCUUUCCAAGGAAUCAAGAAAGAGCGUUCGUAUCAGUGACGACGUAGAACAAUUUGAACCACUUUCCAUCAAGGAAGAGCUGGGCAGUGAGCAGGAUGAGAAAGAAACGGAGGAAAUUAAGUCUGAACCGGAGGACGAAGCAUACACCGACGACGAAGCGAACGAUGAUGCAUCAGCUGGGCGCAUCAAACCGGACAGUUCACUCGAAAAACUUGAAGAAUUGCAAGAGAAUCUAAACAAACGCUGUACGUUGAAGGCACGCAGAUCGAUGGCACUGUUCGGAAGCAGUGGUACGGGCGAAUGCGACUGUAUCCAGGCGAUAGCGUUCAAGAUAGCACAGGGCGGCAUAGAGUUGCUGCUACUGGCGGAGCUGUACGUGUUGCUGCAGGAAAUUUGUAGUGUCAUCACGCGGAAGAAUGCCGUGCUCGGUCGUAAUGUGACGGUGCUGGCCAACAGCAUGACCAAGUGCUGGCAGGUCAUCACGGAUGCACGGGUCAUGAUGAACAUGGAGUUGACGAACCGUACUAACCACCAGUCGGUACAGUCGUUCCAAAGCAUGAACGUGCAGCAGGAUGAGGAUAACCGCAGCCGAACCGCCAGUCAUAUGGGCCAUCUGAAUCGACCGAGCCUUUGGACGGACAUGCUAGAUACCAGACCAUCAAUCCCGGUGCACGAAUUGCCGUCAGUUGGAAGUGACGAUAACAGACACUCGAAAACAGCGGAUGCUCAGAGGCGCCGAACUAUUAAAUGGAUGGAAAAUGCGAAAAAUAUAAAUCGAGAAAGUUAA
Messenger RNA from Anopheles moucheti, 2772 nucleotides. RefSeq names its product restin homolog. Bases 1 to 2772 code for a protein of 923 amino acids. The transcript has 4 exons. The record is from RefSeq and is a predicted model, not a curated record. Lineage: Eukaryota; Metazoa; Arthropoda; Insecta; Diptera; Culicidae.